GCCCAGUGACCUACAUGUGGUUGUCCGAAAUAAACAGGGGGCUGCAAGGAAAUCACUUUUUCCUAUCAAUUUCGUAACACAACAUAUAGACCGCGUCUAUUCGGGACAGGCAGGCGGGCUGGCCUGUUCGGAAGACUGCCUCACGCCUCAGGUGCCGCUGGGCAGCUAUGGUGGGCGAUGAAAGUAGCUCUGAGAGCUGUGACAUACAAAAAGGAGUGCCCUGCCCCUGUCUUCGUUCUGUAAACAUUUCCUACCUUCCAUAUUCUCUGUUUGUAAUUCUUAUACUUUUUUUGCUACCACCUUCAUAAUAUUCUAGGCCAAAUCACAUGUACAAGUCCUUUAAGCUCAUCAAGGCCAAGUUUAGCUUGUUCAGAGUUGAUAUUUCGCCUACAUUUCUCCAGCUCCCACGGUCACAGCGCACAUUCCCGCAGCCCAUAUGCUUUGAGCCCGAGACCAAACCGCCGCCCGCCCAGGCCAAGGCGCGGCCCGCAUACAUGUCGCCGUACGAGCACACCGUAGUGCUGAUAGAGCGCCUGCUGCGUCUCCCUAGCAUCUCCACGUUCCUCUACCCCAUUCUUGUCGACGAGAUGAACAAAGGUGCCCAGCCAAUCCGCGACCCGCGGGACCCACUCCGCACUCUGUUCGCGCACGGCUACACGCUCAACAUCCUUCUGAAUGAGCUAGCGAGCCCGUUCAUUAGCACAAUAGACCUGUACGAAAAGUCCGAGGACGGGUCGUACGAGUCGUAUCAGACAUGGCUGUUCUGGAACGGCUGUGUGCGUGCCGAGCUGACCACGGAGGAUGUUCUGGAGGCGUUCCCCGGAUUCGAUAUCUGCGACUGCGAUGAGGACCUGGAGCGUACGCUUAGUGUGGUUGCGGGGAUUGUCGAUGCCUUGCAAGCGUGCGGGAAGCUGGCCGAUUUUGACUCCAGGUUCGUCCGCCCCAACACGCUUUAUCCGGUUGCCGCAGUGGGCAAGGGCGCUCCAAGAUACGCCGAGCUGGCCAUGGAGCUGUCGAGGACCGAGGUGGCGUACGUGCAGGACCUGGAGCGGCUAAAGGCGUAUUCGGAUACGGCCAGGAAGCACCUCGGGCUGCAUGCCUCUGUCGACAUCGACACCAUCUUCCUGCACGUCGACGCGCUGCUUGCUCUGCACCGGCGCCUGUCGAUGUCCAUCCAGUAUCUAGCUGCCCAGCCACUGCGCGAUCAGCUGUAUGGAGCGCUGUACGAGAACAUGGUUGGCUUUGAUGUCUACUGCCGGUACUGCUCGAACCGCGACGCAUCGCAGGCAUCGUAUCAGGAAAUUCUGCCACUGCUGUGCCAGAUCCCAGACGACCUCGACGCAUCCUUUGACCUGCCGGCACUGCUGCUUCGGCCAAUCCAGCGGCUAGCGCAGUACCCGAUAAUGUUCCAGGGCAUCGUCGAUGCAGCCUAUGAAGAUAGCAUGUACAUGGAUGAGCCCGAGCUGACCGAGCAAAUGCAGUCGCUGCCAUCAAUCUACACGGCAAUCCGCCGCAGCAAGCGCAUUAUUACUCGAGCGAACGAAGAAACCCGCGAGCGCCAGAAUGAAGGUCUGCAUGGCGAGUUUUUUGACCGCCUCGAGCACCCCAUUCCCGCUGGUCUCAUCCAGCCCAGCACUGGCCGGCUCUUGACUAGCGGUAAGCUGUCGGUGCGGGUCGGCGUCGAGUAUGAAGAUUUCGAAGCAUUUCUGUUUCAAAACCAUCUGGUGCUGUGUACGCAGAUACAGAAGCUCGAGCGUGCGCCGUCAAAGCUGCACCGCACGAUCUCUAAUCUGCACAUGUCGAUGCGGAGCGUGAGGGCACAGGUGAAUGGGCGCCGCGAGUCCUUGUCGUCCAUGUCGGUGAUGAGCAGCGAAUGCCCGUCGUCACCAGAGUCGCCCCAGCAGAUGUCACCUGUCCUGCGCCCCUCAAAGUCGCUGCUCGGCAGCAAAGCCAGCGACCACUCGUCAGUGACAGCGUUCCAGCCGCUCAGUCUUGACAUUCGACACACCAAAGACCACCCCACACAGCCUUUUCAGCAGCCAUGCCUCACUCAAUACCCUGCGCGGGACACUCGGAUGGGGCUCAAUUUUGCCUCGUCGAUUAAUGUCGUCAGCCAGGAAUCCAGAGAGGCGCAGGCUGAAGAGCAAGAAAGCCAGGGGCUGCUUGUGCGCGAGUUCAUUCCAACUGCCUGCAUCAGCCAGGCGUGCCUGAUUAACGAGCGCCACGGGGUGUCCAAGCUGACGGCUCAGAUUGUUGUUGAUGGUAUCGAGCGCAUGUUCGUCAUUACGCUGGCUAAUCGUGAAAGCGAGGGCGUGUGGAUGACGAUGCUGAGGCGUGCGGUUCCGCUACACAUGUUGGAGAGCGGCAGCAAGAGCGGAAAGCUGUAUAUCAACCCCCGCUUUGUCAGUGCACCGUGCUAGGAACGUGCCUCAAGUGAUAUUCGUGCGAACAGUUAAAUGCACAUUUGCAGUAAUUAUCUGGUUCUAAUUGUGCUACGUACAACCUCAACAUAUUGCAAUUAAGCACAUGCUGCCAUUUAUAAAUGGACCACCUCCACAAAGACGAAUCCGGUAUGAACAUCAGCAUUGGAAAUGCUC
Molecule: messenger RNA, 2597 nt
Organism: Linderina pennispora
Lineage: Eukaryota; Fungi; Kickxellomycota; Kickxellomycetes; Kickxellales; Kickxellaceae
Exons: 2
Coding region: 327-2420 (697 amino acids)
Biological process (GO): septin ring organization; establishment of cell polarity
Cellular component (GO): mating projection tip; cytoplasm; division septum
Molecular function (GO): guanyl-nucleotide exchange factor activity
Source: RefSeq, a predicted model, not a curated record